This is a messenger RNA of Triticum dicoccoides, 1261 nucleotides long. RefSeq names its product heterogeneous nuclear ribonucleoprotein 1-like. The transcript has 5 exons. The record is from RefSeq and is a predicted model, not a curated record. Gene Ontology annotation, molecular function: RNA binding. Lineage: Eukaryota; Viridiplantae; Streptophyta; Magnoliopsida; Poales; Poaceae. The coding region runs from base 144 to 959 and encodes 271 amino acids.
ACUCAUCCAAGGCAGCACCGCCGCUCACGCAGCCGCCUCCUGUCCUGUCGGCUUCGUCGUCUCCAUGGAGUAGCCAUCGCGUCCCCUGGACUCUUGGCUUCCGGCGAGAUCCUCGACCAACUAGUGUUGAACCAAACACCAGCAUGUCACCGGCAGUGAGCAGGCUGCAUAUAAACGGGAGGCUGUACGUAGAUGGCAUGGCACCAGGCACCGGCGACGCGGACCUCCGCCGCCACUUCGGUCGCUACGGGGACGUGGCCGACAUCUGCAUUCCCACGCACCGCCUCACUGGCCAACCCCGUUGCUGCGCCUUUGUCCAGUUCUCUAGUCCUCGUGACGCUGGGUGCGCCCUCGCCGACCCACACCAUGUCAUCAACGGCCGGGAGGUGUACGUUGCAAGGGCACGGCCAAGACAUUUAGAAGAAUCGAGUGUGCCCCGUGUCCAACCAAACAACAGCAUGACACCAGCGAUGAGCAGGCUGCAUAUAAACGGGAGGCUGUACUUAGAUGACAUGGCACCAGGCACCAGUGACGCGGACCUCCGCCGCCACUUCGGUCGCUAUGGGGACGUGGCUGACAUCUUCAUUCCCACGUACAGCCUCACGGGCCAGCCCCGCUGCUGCGCCUUUGUCCAGUUCUCUAGCCCCGAUGAUGCUGGCCGCGCCCUCGCUGACCCACACCAUGUCAUCAACGGCCGGGAGGUGUACAUUGGAAGGGCAGAACCAAGACAUUUAGAAGAAUCGAGUGUGUGCCAGUACAAGCCUCUCUGCAAGCGGCAAAUCCGGGAUGGUCAAUGGCGUGGAUAUCGGGUUGGCGACAUCGGCAAGACAUCCUUCGGUCCGAUCGUGUAUGACUCCAUCAUAACAUAUAUCUCGGAGGAUGGUGUUGACUGUUGGUGCCUGCCAGUAACAAUGCACACUGAGAGCAAGUCUACCGGGUACGGGCCAAGAAAACAUUGAUAUGAUAUAUCUGAAAGACCGUAUGCAGUCUUCAUCAAGUGGCGAGCCUUCUACGAGCUUUGGCCAAUAUCGUUGAGGACUUCCAAGUUAUGACCCAUGGUGGUACAGUGACUCACUCGUGCGACAAGUCUCUGUACUCUUAAGAUUUUGCUAGUAGCCUCUUAGCUGAGUUAUUUCAUGUUCUGAGAUGUUGCUCUUGUGAAAACUGGUUACUAGUGUCCUCAAUUUCCCGUUGGAAUGUUUAUGUACUUUUGGCCCGUUUUCGUAAAAGCAAGGUAAUGAAGUUACUUUUGGUCCUAGAA